This is a messenger RNA of Spea bombifrons (plains spadefoot toad), 993 nucleotides long. It is a transcript of the gene CD40LG, whose product is annotated as CD40 ligand. The coding region runs from base 1 to 993 and encodes 330 amino acids. Gene Ontology annotation, cellular component: membrane. Gene Ontology annotation, biological process: immune response. Gene Ontology annotation, molecular function: tumor necrosis factor receptor binding. NCBI's taxonomy places the organism in Eukaryota, Metazoa, Chordata, Amphibia, Anura, Pelobatidae. The transcript has 6 exons. The record is from RefSeq and is a predicted model, not a curated record.
AUGAUCAACACUUAUAAUCAAACCCCGUUGCCUCAAAAAGAAUCUUCAACUUCAAUGAUGAAAAUGUUCAUGUGGAUUUUCACUCUGUUUUUCAUGGCGCAGAUUAUUGGGACCUGUUUUUUUGGUGUAUACUUCUACAAGAGGCUAGAUAAGAUAGAAGAGGAAAUAAAUUUAUAUGAAGAUUAUGUUCUCAUGAGAAGGAUACAGAAAUGCAAGAGAAGAGAAAACCCGGAUCCAACAUUGCUGGACUGCAAAAAGGUGGUAGCUAAAUUUCAGGACCUGAUAUCUGAGGUCACAGAAACUAACAUACCUGGAAAAAUGACAUUAACAGCACAACAAGUUGGAGAAAAGUCUAGCCAAGAUAUUAUUGUUAUGCAUGAACCUAUGAAUGUGCCUGUACAUGCUGCUUCUCUGGGUCUCCAGAACAAUCUCUUCAUUCUCCAGGAGCGUUGUGUGGCCACGCAGAAUCCCCACUCAGGUUCCACUUACUUCCCACCCACUCAAGUCUUAGCGGGGAUAACCCCACUUCUAUGUUCAGGUAGCCCUGCUCUAGAAGAGGAGACAGAGAAGGUCUCGGUUGCUAUACACCUCGUGGGAGAAAAAAGCAACAAUACAGAAGUUCUACAAUGGAUGUCGAAGGGAUAUGCAACGAUGCGCCAACAGAUAGCCUAUUCCAAUGGUAAAUUAAAAGUGGAAAUACCUGGGGUUUAUUAUGUGUAUUCACAAGUCAGUUUUUGUGUGAAUACAAAACAGUCGUCUCGAGCUCCGUUCCUGCAAUACAUUUAUUUACGCAGACAACAUGAAAUGGACAAGUUACUGCUCAAAGGAGCAAAGGCAAUACCUUCUCAGACGGGAGACUGCUCUCUGCAUUCACUUCAACAGGGAGCUGUGUUUACUCUCAAGCAAAACGAUCAACUCUUCGUCAAUGUGACAGAUUCAUCUUACAUCAAUUACAGCCCCGGCCUCACAUAUUUUGGCAUGUUUAAGCUCUGA